CCAUACUAUCAUCUGAUUUGGUGUUUUGCGCACGAAGGACGAGUCAUGCAAGUGUGGUAGAUUCCGGAGCUGAGUUCGUCCUUCCUUACCAUCUGAUCAUUUUAAUACAGGCUAACACAAAGUGAAGUUAUUUUGGUUGAUCAUUUACCGGAGACUAAAUGACUGAUGCCAGUGCCAUGAACCUGAAGCCCAAGAUCAGCUUCGAGGAAGCGCUAAAAGAUUCGCCAAAUUUCAGGUCGACGCUUGAGGAAUCGGAACAUGGGAUAGCAGAACUGGAAAGCAAACUUGAAAAGAUGGUGAAGCUGUGUAACGCCAUGGUCGACACCGGUAAAGCCUACAAUGUCGCAUUCGGCGCUUUCAUUCAAGGGGUCAAGGAGCUAGGGGGUCAUUUCACAGGUGACAAUUUGGUCCAGGUUUACUUGAUGAAGUUCAUUGGUGCGCUUUCAGAGCUACAGAAUUUCCGGAUGACGUUGGAUGAUCAGGCUCACAGAUCUGUCUCCAGGGCUCUGGGAUUGUUCAUGAAAGAAGAUUUGAAGAAAGUGAAAGAGACGAAGCGGCUGUACGACCGCAUCAGCGACGAUCUGGACACCGCCCUGCACAAGAACGCCCAGGCGCCCAAAGCCAAGCCCAGCGAAGUCGAAGAGGUCAACAAUGUGCUGACGGCCACCCGAUCGGCCUUCGGGCACACGGCACUCGAUUAUGUCUUUCAGGUUAAACUUGUACAGACUAAAGAAAGACACGAAGUACUAAACACGAUGCUUUCAUUCAUGCACUCCCAGAAUACCUUCUUCCAUCAAGGCUUCGACCUCAUGAAGGAACUGGAACCAUCCCUGAAAGAACUGGGGACUCAGCUGCAGAUUCUCAAUGACCGGGCCAAGGCAGACAAGAAGGACAUGGAGGGGCGCCACACUUUGGUCCAAAAAAUGGAGUCCCUCUGGAACGUUACGUUCACCUCCACCCCUGGACCGAUUACAAUGGAAGGCUACCUAUUCAAGAAGACCAAUAAUGCAUUCAAGACAUGGCACAGACGUUGGUUUACCGUCAAGAAUGACCAGCUAGUCUAUCAGAAGAGAACGAAAGGCGGAAUAAGCAUUGCAGCGGAGGAUUUGAGACUCUGCAACGUCAAACCUCUGGACGACAUCGAUCGCAGGUUCUGCUUUGAGAUUGUCCUGCCCGGCAAGACCCUGCAGCUACAGGCUGACAACGACAGCAUCAGACAAGCCUGGAUCCAGGCCCUACAAGCAGGCAUUAACUCCGCCUACUGCCUGUCACCAAAACACCAGUCUAAGCCAGAAUUAGCCGGUAACCAGAAUGCCCCUUCACAAGAGACGAACGGUUCCCAUCCAGCGAAUGAACCAAAAAGCCCCAGCUUCAAGGCCAAGAUUCAAGCUCUUCCUGGCAACGACAAGUGUUGCGACUGCAAAAGCGAGAACCCUACUUGGUGUAGCAUCAAUCUUGGUAUCACGUUGUGCAUCGAAUGCUCCGGCAUACACAGGAGUUUAGGGGUACACAUUUCCAAGGUACGGUCUCUGACACUCGACUCAUUGGAACCUGAGACACUUAAGGUAAUGUUGGACCUCGGCAACGACAUCGUGCGGAGCAUCUACGAGGCGCGCGUCGACGAGACAGUGGCCUUGCCUGCAUCUCCUAACUGCAGCCCAGCUGUGCGCCGAAAAUGGAUCCAGACCAAGUACAUAGACAAAAGCUUCCUUUCCAAGGUUCCCGGCACCUUCCGGAGUACCAGCCUGCGGCCCCGGACCACCAGUCGAUUACAAGAAACUUUUAAUGACAGUGGCAUCGGCGGAAGCAGAGAUACAAUUCCAGUUGAGCCAGGCAAAGCAGACGAGGGCAGCGACAGUUCAGACGGUGAGGAACAGGAAGCACUGAAAUCGAAAGAGAUCGUGGAGGAACUGGAAAUCAGUGCUACAGAACUUCUCUUCCAGGGUUCAUCGAGCGGCAAUGUUGCGUUGAUGAUGGAUGCUAUUGCGCAUGGUGCAGCCGUCAACGAGAUGGACAGCAAGGAGGACAGUCGUACCCCGAUGCACAAGGCCGCGUCCUCGGGGAACCUUGGAGCCUUGGAGUUUCUGCUGCUGAAUCGCGCCAAGGUCAACGUGAGCGACAUCAGCGGGGUCACGCCCCUUCACAUUGCAACGACCCUCGGAAACACAGGAAUGGUUUGUCUGUGUUUGAAGCGAGGUGCUGUGCAAACAGCUAAGGACAAAGAUGGACGGGACCCUCUGAUGAUAGCCAUCGAGUCGGCCAAUGCAGACAUUGUUACACUUCUCCGUCUUGCCAGACUUAACGAAGAGAUGAAGGAAUCGGAAGGGGUCUUCGGUAACCCAGUGGAAGAUGAUGAAACCUUUCAGGAUGUGUUCCGAGAUUUCACCAACCUGGCUUCCAACAACCCCGAAGCGCUCAAUCGCAACUUCCAAGAGCCGGACAAGCCCACGACACCCGACACCUGAGAGGACUGGGGGCAACUCUAACAGUAGCUCGUAGUUCACUGACCCCUUCACUGCAAGUGCAAUAAUAUAUCCCAUCCACUGGGUCAUCUCUAUCAGCAGCUAUUAUCCAGGAUAUUUAUAACCUUCUCUUGUAGGUCCAACUGAGAGAACUGCACUUGAUGCAGUGAAGGGAUUAGAUUAAAACCAUUUCUAAAGUUACAGCCCCGCUUAAAGUUGCAGCAGCGCACUUGCAUCUCAGAGUUUGGACCCUAAGCUAUAAUCUCAGAGAUGAAUACAACUUACGACAGCGAGCUAGUGUCACAUGAAGGCUCACUUAAAUUUCUUCAGAACAGCACCGCAUUGAAGGCCGGUUUAUACUACUACAGGCCAAUGUAAAUGUGAAGCGAAUUUGACGUCAUUAAAGAUUUGCAGCCAAAUUUUGCACGAGUUGAAAUGGGCUCAACUUUUGCAAACUCACAGCGCAAAUAAUUGAUCUGAUGUCACAAGUUCAUGUGCGCUGUCGCGUGAAGUAUAAACCAGCCUUCAGUUGAAUAGUUGUUUAGUCUGCACACAGUCAGCAUAUAUAGAUACAUGUCACCCAGUAACUCACGGCAAAACUAAGUACAAUUAAAGCCACAUGAUGGCUGCUCUUUUUGGAUAAAUUGCUUGAAUGAGCAAACAGUAAGAUAACUUAAGAAUCUAAUAACUUACUGAAGUUUGGUUUGAUGCUAGCAAACUUAUUCAGCGUCAUUCAAUGGCUACAUGGCAUACGAAGGGUAUCACGUUAUCUCUGUCUCCUGUUAAUCACAAACAUGCGGAAAAGGCGGGCAUGUUUUAAAUGGCAAAUUGCGAAAAUCGACAAGAAAUGUUUUGAAGUGAAAAAUGACCAAGUGCGCUUAAUACUCAGUGAUUGUCACCUUACGGCACAUCCUCUUGUGCUGUAGCAUGUAGAUAACAGCAAGGUUAAAGUCACUGUUUUUUUAGUGGGGGGGGUUCCCACAUUUUCUGCAGUUGUAAAAGUGGCAUUGUGCUCAAGUGAACUCAUUGAGCCCUUGCCUGCUACUGUCAUCACUGACAUCAAAAGAGGGCGCUGUGCAUGUUCACAAAGACAUGUACAGCUAUGUCAAAACGUGGGCUUGAGGCUGAAAAGUGCUUUAAAUUAUUUUUGGUGUAACAAAAAAUUGUACAAAAAACAACAAAAAUCAACUCAUUUUUUAAAAAAAGAUAGUCACAGAGGAACACUAUUUUCUAGACAAAGGUUUAAUCACAUGUAGGCAAAUUUUCAAGAUACAGAAUUUGUAUAAAUACCAGUUUCUCUUUUUCAUGCAUGAAUGAAAGUAAUAUUGUAUUGAAUGUAGCUACUGUAGGCACAUUCUUGCCAGCAGUAGCCACGUAUCUCAAACACACAGCUCUUUAACUCUUCCUUCAUGUUAAAAAUAUGCACUUGAUUUUUCUUCUUUUUCCUCAUGUUUAAUCUGAAAUGAUUUUUCCCUCCUAAAAAAGACCAUGACAGAUCAUGCAAGAUGAUACGAAAGUGAGCAUUCUUUCCAGUGGAAAAUAAUCACGGAAUUAGCAUCAUGAAAGGCAAAUUAUCUCACUUUUACCAAGCAGUUUGUAAAUAAAAUCUUCAGCUCUGUUCAAAACUUGCUGAGCACUCAACAUAAUAAAUCCAAACCCUUCCAUUUCUUGAACAAACCAACAGAAAUACCGGGACUGAUCAAUGAAAAAUAUUUCAUUUUGAAAGGCAGUUUUUCUCUAAAACAAUGAACAAUUUUUUAGACUCAGUCCCAGCUUAAUGCAAGUAAAAGAAAAUAUGAUAAAUGACUUUAUUUUUAUCACAUAACAAUAAUUUUGGAACGAAAGAAAAUGUUAAGCAACCUGAACCGGUUUUACCAUUCACAUGGUUUGAUUUCAGUUUUUUAGAAUUCAUAAACAUUUGUAUUGAAAGGAAUAACUUGAGAGUACAGGGACAGUACUACAGAAAAGUUGUGAAGCACGUAAAGUUUGAAAAUUAGUUACAAAAACAUUUUCAUCAUAGCAUUGUUACGAAUUUAAUAUGCCUCUCGAAUUGUUUGCUCUAAGGAUUGUUAAAUUAAUUUAUAACAGUGUUUUGCUAUGUCAUUAUCUUCGAAGACUAAGUUUUAAAUUAUAACGAGUAAUUGGGACUGUUUGAAUGAAUACCAACUAAUUUGUGUCAACUUUGGUGAAUUAAAAUCCGAGCGGCGGCGGGCAAGGCCAAGUUGAAA
Messenger RNA from Acanthaster planci (crown-of-thorns starfish), 4690 nucleotides. RefSeq names its product arf-GAP with coiled-coil, ANK repeat and PH domain-containing protein 2-like. Gene Ontology annotation, molecular function: GTPase activator activity; protein binding. The record is from RefSeq and is a predicted model, not a curated record. Gene Ontology annotation, cellular component: cytoplasm. Lineage: Eukaryota; Metazoa; Echinodermata; Asteroidea; Valvatida; Acanthasteridae.